This is a messenger RNA of Eucalyptus grandis, 958 nucleotides long. RefSeq names its product calmodulin-binding protein 60 B-like. Lineage: Eukaryota; Viridiplantae; Streptophyta; Magnoliopsida; Myrtales; Myrtaceae. Bases 143 to 958 code for a protein of 271 amino acids. Gene Ontology annotation, molecular function: DNA-binding transcription factor activity; calmodulin binding; sequence-specific DNA binding. Gene Ontology annotation, cellular component: nucleus. The transcript is spliced from 7 exons. The record is from RefSeq and is a predicted model, not a curated record. Gene Ontology annotation, biological process: regulation of salicylic acid biosynthetic process.
UACUUGUAUUGGUCUAGCUCGAACAGUAUGCCGAGUGUAUUUUUUCCAGGAAGAUGGACAUGCAACCGUGGAAAAGGCCUUUGAUAACUCGAAUGAUGUGAGAAAGUUCAAUGGUGGGAGGAGAGCAAGAUCAGUGAAACAAAUGCAAAGUUACGAGAGUGAGACAUCAAAUGGACUUGCAGGUAAUCGCAGGCCCAAGAGUCUCUUGACAGAAGAGAACCCUCGGAGAGGGGUCAGGGAAGAAUCGGAGCUUAUAAAAUCUCACUUUGAGAAAAUGGUCAGGGAAGUAAAAUCUCACUUGGCUGAUCUUGUCAGUUGCAUCUGUAACACUCUCAAAGAGGAAUUAGUGCCAGCAAUUUGCUCAUCGCUGGAGGAUACUGUUCAAGGAGUGGUAAGGGAAGAGUUGGAGCAGUCGAGUUCUCAAUCUGUUCAACUUGUAAGAUCUUCUGGCAAACGUCAAAAGAAGUAUGCAGUGAGAAACUUGCAGCUUCAAUUCAAAACCAAGCUCCCCGCUUUAUUCUUUACUGGAGAGAAACUAAAAGGAGAGCACGGCAUCCCCAUUGCUGUCGAGUUAGUCAAUGCAGACACAGGCAAUAUUGUCAAAUCAAGUCCAGAGUCCUCUGUUAAGUUAAAAGUUGUGGUGCUUCAAGGUGAUUUCAGGACAGAUGAUGAUCAUAACUGGACCCAGGAAGAAUUUGAGAAAUCCACAGUGAUAGAACGCAAAGGGAAGAGGCCUCUGCUUAAUGGAAACCUUCUAGUGAUUCUUGAUGGAGGCACUGGGGUGCUGGGUGAGUUAGAGUUCACCGACAAUUCAAGCUGGACUAGCAGUGGAAAAUUCAGGAUAGGAUUACAGGUGCUGCCUGGACAUUGUGAGAAUAUUCGUGAAGCGAUAACAGAGGCGUUCGUCGUGAAUGAGAAUAGAGGAGAGUGUAAGUCCAUGAAGCCAACUAACAUCUGA